Cynara cardunculus var. scolymus (artichoke) is the source of this 246-nucleotide messenger RNA. RefSeq lists its product as uncharacterized. The record is from RefSeq and is a predicted model, not a curated record. The coding region runs from base 1 to 246 and encodes 81 amino acids. Lineage: Eukaryota; Viridiplantae; Streptophyta; Magnoliopsida; Asterales; Asteraceae. The transcript is spliced from 3 exons.
AUGGAACAAGGCAAAGCCACUCUAAAGGAACUCGACAUUCGUUGUGAGGAACUAAUAAAGGAAGAGUUUGGUGAGAGAUGCAACUUCGACGUGUAUGAUGCAGUMCAGAAAUUGGAAAAGUUGGGAAUAAUUGCUAAGGAUGCAAUAGGAAGGUAUUACUGUGUUGGUCUUAAACGUGCGAAUGAGAUCAUUGGCACCACCACAGAAGAGCUGGUACUUAAGGCAAGGCAGGAGGGCAGUGCUUAA